Cephus cinctus (wheat stem sawfly) is the source of this 1824-nucleotide messenger RNA. RefSeq names its product pre-mRNA-splicing factor ISY1 homolog. Gene Ontology annotation, biological process: generation of catalytic spliceosome for second transesterification step; mRNA 3'-splice site recognition. Gene Ontology annotation, cellular component: post-mRNA release spliceosomal complex; post-spliceosomal complex; catalytic step 2 spliceosome. The transcript has 4 exons. NCBI's taxonomy places the organism in Eukaryota, Metazoa, Arthropoda, Insecta, Hymenoptera, Cephidae. The coding region runs from base 507 to 1220 and encodes 237 amino acids. The record is from RefSeq and is a predicted model, not a curated record.
CAAAUCGGGAGCAAUUCAUUCAUAAAGAAACUCAUAUGAAAAUCUGCUCGGUUAUUUGGAAUUUCAAUAAAAAUAAAAAUGUUCUGUUUUAAUGAAUAUUUAUUAAUCACUGCAUAGUAGCAGUGGAGCAAUUACGGAAACAUAUGAAGCAUUUAAGGAGCAAUUUUUUAAGCACUAUAAAUAUACAACUUUUGAUUUUCCCGCGCUAACUUCCCGACGGUCAUAGAUACUCAAAAGUUUGCCGGUAUGACACGUGUGUAUUUACAUAUGCAUAACCAAUCAAGUGUUAACAUGGACGUCCUGUAGACGUUACAUGAAAAAUAACGGAUAUUUGAUAUAAUAAUACUAUUUUGUGUUGAUACUUAACCUAUGCGUUAAUAUCAUCGAAGAAAUGACUUAGAUAAAGAUCUGUAUUCUAUAUAUGUACAGCUGUUGAAAAGUUAACUCUAUUAUACUAUCAAACAAUCAGUUGCUCCUUCCUUUCCUAACAAAAUUAUCAAACAAUCAUGGCUCGAAAUGCAGAGAAAGCAAUGACCACUCUUGCUCGGUGGCGCGCAGCCCAGAGCAAUGAAGGUGCAAGAAAAGAACAAGAGAGACGUCCUUAUUUAGCUUCUGAAUGUCGUGAUCUGCGAAAAGCAGAAAAAUGGAGAAUGCAAAUUAUAAGAGAAAUUGCAAAAAAAGUUGCACAAAUACAGAAUGCAGGAUUAGGUGAAUUUCGUAUUCGUGAUCUCAAUGAUGAAAUCAAUAAAUUACUUAGAGAAAAACGACAUUGGGAAGCUCAAAUAAAAGAACUAGGUGGACCUGACUAUUCUCGCGUAGGACCACGUAUGUUGGACCAUGAGGGUCGUGAAGUACCUGGUAAUCGCGGUUAUAAAUAUUUUGGAGCUGCUAAAGAAUUGCCUGGAGUAAGAGAGCUUUUUGAACAAGAGCCUCCGCCACCUCCUAGAAAAACUAGAGCAGAACUUAUGAAAGAUAUUGAUGCUGAUUACUAUGGAUAUAGAGACGACGACGAUGGUAUUUUAUUGCCAUUGGAACAAAAAGCAGAACAAGAAGCUAGGGAAAAGGCAGUACAGCAAUGGCUCGAACACAGUGAAAAAGAACCCGAAGCUGAAGAGGAAAUAGAAACCACAGCGCAAAAGUCAAUACCAUCCCAACAGGAUAUUCAGGAAGCCUUACUUGCAAGGAAAAAACAGGAAUUACUGGAGAAAUACGUUCUUUAAUCGGUAUCUUCUUUUUUUUCAUAUAUUUUCAUCUUAUUCCUCUAGUAAAAACUACGAAUAAGUUGAUCAUUUUAAUAAUAUUAGAGUACACUUUUAUAAAACGCGACAAAUGUAAUUAUUAUCAUUAAUUUAUAAUUACAUAAUAACAUUCAUUAAGGUAAUUAUUUUGUGCAGAAGACAUUUAAAUUUCCAUGAGUACUUGUUCAACAAAGUGUGCUUGAGAUAAAAUGUGGACAUAUAUCCAAAAGCCGUCUGUUUAUAAUCACCGCGGACCAUGAUUUUUUAUUGAUAAAUGUAUUAUAAAUCCAAAAACAGUUAUAGUUAUCAAUACCAAACAUAAUAAUGAGUUAGUCCUAUCCUGUCAUUUGCUGAAUAUAACAAUAAGGACGAGCCGUAGGACUAACUUACAACCUCAAAAACGUUACCAUUAUCUUGUUCCGUGCCGAUUAUAAAUAGAUUAUACAUAAUGCAAUAAUAUCACUAAGGCCCAGAAGUUCCCUAAGACAUUUUGAGUACGUCUACAUAAGCUGUCAUUAAAUAAGAACCAGAUGUGUGCUGCAUAUGUCAAAUCAUAAUUCCAUCUAAAUAUAUAUUUUCAUACAAA